Messenger RNA from Sesamum indicum (sesame), 2520 nucleotides. RefSeq lists its product as uncharacterized. The record is from RefSeq and is a predicted model, not a curated record. NCBI's taxonomy places the organism in Eukaryota, Viridiplantae, Streptophyta, Magnoliopsida, Lamiales, Pedaliaceae.
AUGACGAGACGUGCCUCCUCAAGAUUCGGGUCGGUGGUUACUGCGGAUGAGUCUCCCCAAAAUUCGAAGGCAGUUGGCAGAGGUCUUCAAGAAGUCAAGCUAGCUGAUGAGACUUGGACUAAGGCGGCGGCGGCGGCGGGGUUCAGGCUUCAGGCCGUGAAGAGGGAAGAGAGGCGGGCCCUGGUUUCUACUGAGUAUGGACAGAUCUCAGCUGUUCGGGUCAGGGAUGAUGUCAGUGGCUCACAUCUUCUUCACUUCAUCACCUUGGAGCCCAACUCUCUCUUCCUUCCAGUUGUUCUGCAUGCAGAUAUGGUCUUCUAUGUCCAUACAGGGAGUGGCAGGGUAAGCUGGACAGAGGAAGACGACCUUAAGAACGCAGACUUAAGGCGAGGAGAUGUUUACAGACUCCCGCAGGGAUCUGUUUUCUUCAUACAGAGCAACUUGGAAACUGAGACUGAGCGGCAGAAGCUCAGGAUUCAUGCCAUCUUUGCCAAUUCAGACAAUGGCCUCACUGUGCAAUCAUUUUGGGAACAGGCUAACGGACCGUAUUCUAGUAUCCGGGACAUGGUUCUUGGCUUCGACAGGAAAGUUCUGCAGGCAGCUUUCAAGGUGCCCGAGGAAGUGAUAGAUGAACUAUUCAACGGAACACAGCAACCAACCAUUAUACACCGGGUUCCGGCAACCAAGAGAACAGCAUGGGAGACGGAGGUUGAAUUUGUAAGGGGCCUUCUCGCAAGCAGAAGUUACAACAUAUUCGAAUUGAACAGGAAAAAGAGAAAGGAGAGUGCAAGAUUGUUCAACCUUUUCAAAGAGGAUAAAGAUUUCGAGAACUGCAACGGGUGGAGCACGACUGUAACAAGGAAGAAGUUGUCUGCAUUAAAGGGCUCAAACGUUGGCCUGUUCAUGGUGAACUUGACAGCAGGAUCGAUGAUGGGGCCGCACUGGAACCCGAGGGCUGCUGAGAUAGCAGUAGUCCUGUGGGGGCGGGGAAUGGUUCGCGUGGUGUGUUCUGGUAUUUCAAAUGAAACAGGGUGCCGGAACAUGAGGUUUGAGGUUGAGGAAGGCGACGUCUUUGUUGUGCCGAGGUUUCACCCCAUGGCUCAAAUGUCUUUCAACAAUGGAACGUUAGUUUUCAUGGGGUUUAGUACUUCAACAAAGAAGAAUCAUCCUCAGUUUCUAGCAGGACAGGCUUCGGUGCUUCGAACUUUAGAUAAAGAUGUUCUAGCGAUGUCGUUCAACGUUACGAAUACUACACUGGAUCAGCUUUUGGCUCAACAACACGACUCAGUGAUAUUAGGUUGUAUAUCUUGUGCUGAGGAGGAAUUGAGAAUCAUGGAGGAAGAGAUUGAGAGGGAAAGGCAGGAAGCGAGAGAAAGGGAAGAGGAAGAGGCGAGGAAGAGGGAGGAAGAGAGGAGGAGAGAGGAAGAGGAAGCAAGGAAGAGGGAGGAAGAAGAGGCUAGGAGACAGGAAGAAGAGAAGAGAAAGCGGGAACAGGAAGAGGAAAGGAGGAGACAAGAAGAGGAAGCCAGGAAGAGGGAGGAAGAAGAGGCCAGGAGACAGGAAGAAGAGAAGAGGAAGCGGGAAGAGGAAGAGGAAGAGGAAAGGAGAAGGCAAGAAGAGGAAGCCAGAAAGAGAGAGGAGGAAGCUGCCAAGAGGGAGGAAGAAGAGAGGAGACGGCGAGAGGAGGAGGCAGCUAAAAGGGAGGAAGAAGAGAGAAGGGAAGAGCAGGCAAGGCAAGAAGAGGAAGCCAGGAAGAGAGAGGAGGAAGAGGCAGCUAAAAGGGAGGAAGAAGAGAGAAGGGAAGAGGAGGAAAGGCAAGAAGAGGAAGCCAGGAAGAGAGAGGAGGAAGAGGCAGCUAAAAGGGAGGAAGAAGAGAGAAGGCAGCAGGAAGAAGAAGAAGAAGCAGCUGAAAGAAGGGAAGAGGAGGCGAGGCAGAGAGAGGAGGCAGCUAGGAGGGAGCAGGAGGAAGCCAGGAGAGAAGAGGAGGCAGCUAGGCGGGAGGAAGAAGAUAGAAGGCAGCGGGAAGAAGAAGAGGAAGCUAGGCAGAGGGAGGAAGAGGAGGCGUCCAGAAAGAGAGAGGAGGAGGAGGCAGCCAGGCAGAGGGAGGAAGAGCAAGAAGGGAGGCAGAGAGAGGAAGAGCAUCAACGUGGAAGGAGUGAGGAUGAACGGGCAGCAGAGGAAGAGCGAAGAAGGCAAGAAGAGACACAAAGAGAGGAAGAAGCAGCCAGGCAAUGGGAAAGACAGCAUGAAGGUGGAACAGAGGAAAAAGAGCAAGAAUGGGGUGAGACUGAACUAGAAGGUCGAAAUCAAGGUGAUAAAAAAUGGAGAGCAAUUUUAAACAAGAGAUGGACUGUUUAGUUUUCCAUCUCCCGUGCUAAUACGAAUCCUUUGCGUCAUGGAUGUACAUAGCUUGAAUAAAAUGCUUUAGUCUAUAGCUGCAAUCUUGUAAUAAGAAAGCCACUACAGCAAUCUUUGUGGUGGUCGCUGGAUUGAAGUGAGUAUUCUCUGAAAAGUUCUCUA